Messenger RNA from Schizophyllum commune H4-8, 1370 nucleotides. RefSeq names its product Aldo/keto reductase. The record is from RefSeq and is a predicted model, not a curated record. The transcript is spliced from 6 exons. NCBI's taxonomy places the organism in Eukaryota, Fungi, Basidiomycota, Agaricomycetes, Agaricales, Schizophyllaceae. The coding region runs from base 208 to 1251 and encodes 347 amino acids.
GGCAGAGCUGUCAUCCCGAGCGCCGCAAUGAACAGCUAGCUUGUUUUAUUGGAGGCGACCUCGCAUGCCGUCGCGCUUUUGCGACGUCGGUCCUUGAUCCUAGUCCUUGUACGUGGAUGACACUGCUCAUGAGCCCGACUAUACCGUCUUGGGGCCUUUAUCACGGCAGCUCGGGGCUCCAAACGACUUCGCCCCCUUCGCUUCUCAAUGAGUAUUCCUACAAACCCACCGUCUCCACUCGGCGUCUACCGCGUGCUGUCUCCCAAUGCCAGCCUGCGCAUCUCGCCUCUUCAGCUUGGAGGCAUGAUCGUGAGGGACAGGCCUGAGGGCGGGAGCUCGCCACACCUCAACCAGAAGAAGGCAUUCGAAGCCCUUGACGCCUUCUACAAGUUAGGCGGCAACGUCGUUGACAUGGCGAACCUCCCUCAGUCAGAGUUCACGGAGGAAAUUGUUGGAGAAUGGAUGGAAGCGCGAGGCAACCGGGACGAGAUGGUCGUCUCGACCAAGUACACUGGCAACCUCAAGAGCGGCCAGCAAGCCAACCUCAGCAUCGACUCCAGCCUCAAGAGGCUGCGCACGCACUACAUCGACAUCCUCUACGUGCACUGGUGGGACUACCGCACGAGCAUCCGCGAAGUCAUGGACCACCUCCACGCGCUCGUCGUCGCGGGGAAGGUGCUCUACCUCGCCGUCGCGGACACGCCGGCGUGGGUCGUGUCGGCUGCCAACGAAUACGCGCGCAUGGCGAACAAGACCCCGUUCUGCAUGUACCAGGGCGGGUGGAACGUGCUCGACCGCGUCUUCGAGCGCGACAUCAUCCCCAUGGCCAGGCAGUACGGCAUGGCUGUCGCGCCGUGGAACGUCUUCGCGAAUGGCAAAAUACGCAAUGACUUUCACGAGUCGGACGGUGACGAGGAUACGGAAGUGCUCAAGGCCUUGCGGAAGGUCGCCGAUGAACUCCACGUCGAGAGCAUUCGCAGCGUCGCCCUCGCGUACCUCAUGCAGAAGACGGCGUAUGUCUUCCCGACCGUCAGCGGCCUGGACGUCGAUGCCUUCAACGAAUACCUCAUCGCACUGGAGAUCUCGCUCACAGAACAGCAGCUUAAGCUCAUCGAAAACGCGAAAAAGUUCGACCCUGGGUUUCCUCAUUCAACUAUCGGCGACGGUGACAAAAACAAUGGACUCCUAGCCGAUAUCAGCUUUGGAGCAGAGGACCGUUGGCCAGUUCAGAAGCCAAUAGGCGCGGCUUGAGUGGAUGGCAGUGUCCCGAACUGUAGUAAGAACAGUUCUCAUGCCCACAUCGCAAUAUAGCAUCCAUCUGUACAAGCCUCAGUUGACAGGGGGAUCAAUGACAUGAGCUUCGAGUCAAU